CCGCGGGUGCUCAGCAGGGCUCAGCACCCUCACCUGCGCAGGACCUGCUCCCAGGGGCACAGGCCUGAAGACUGCUCAGCUGUUUUCCACAUGACUGCUUUCCUCCAGCUGCGCUUUUCAAAGAGAAUCCAGAAUAUUUUACCCCUUCUAGCGUGGCAGCGCGCGUUCGAACGACGUUUGGCACUGUGAGGAUGCGGCAUUAGCCGUUCCCAACACCGGGAAGGCAGCAACGUGGGCUGGAUUUCAUGCAGGGCUCCGGCGCCUGCGCUCCCAGCACUGACAGCGCCAGGCUGCCCCGGACGCUCCAGCUCGGGCUCCGGCGGCGGCGGGGCGGCGGCAGAGCCCCCGGGGCGGCGGCAGAGCCCCCGGGGGUCCCGAGGGGCAGCGCGGCCAUGAACUGCAGCGAGCCGCGGCGGCUGCCGGCGCUGCUCAGCGCGCUGCUGCGGGACCUGCGCGGCUCCGGCCGCAACGCCAGCGCGGGGGCGGGGGGCGACGCCUCGCUCUACAUCCUGCUCAUCAUGGUCUUCUACGGCUGCCUGGCCGGGGGGCUCAUCCUGGCCUACACCCGCUCCCGCAAGCUGGAGUCCAAGCACGACCCCUACCACCUUUACAUCCAGCGCGACUGGGGCCGCGGCGGCCCGGGCCAGCCGGCCGAGGGGGGCGGCCCCGCCGCGGGGCAGCGGCUGGUCUGAGCGCUGGGGCGGCGGGCGGGAUGGA
This is a messenger RNA of Falco peregrinus (peregrine falcon), 717 nucleotides long. RefSeq names its product potassium voltage-gated channel subfamily E regulatory subunit 5 (gene KCNE5). The record is from RefSeq and is a predicted model, not a curated record. Gene Ontology annotation, biological process: membrane repolarization during action potential; regulation of heart rate by cardiac conduction; negative regulation of delayed rectifier potassium channel activity. The coding region runs from base 246 to 692 and encodes 148 amino acids. The transcript has 2 exons. Gene Ontology annotation, molecular function: potassium channel regulator activity; transmembrane transporter binding; voltage-gated potassium channel activity involved in ventricular cardiac muscle cell action potential repolarization. Gene Ontology annotation, cellular component: membrane. NCBI's taxonomy places the organism in Eukaryota, Metazoa, Chordata, Aves, Falconiformes, Falconidae.